This is a messenger RNA of Hordeum vulgare subsp. vulgare (domesticated barley), 1068 nucleotides long. RefSeq names its product GDSL esterase/lipase APG-like. Lineage: Eukaryota; Viridiplantae; Streptophyta; Magnoliopsida; Poales; Poaceae. The coding region runs from base 1 to 1068 and encodes 355 amino acids. The record is from RefSeq and is a predicted model, not a curated record. Gene Ontology annotation, molecular function: hydrolase activity, acting on ester bonds. Gene Ontology annotation, cellular component: apoplast. The transcript has 5 exons.
AUGAUGUUGAGGUGCUUGCUACUCGUGGCUAUCUUCUUUUUGACGGGACCAACAACACAUGGCGGCCAGUCACAGGCACUGGUGCCGGCAGUUUUUGUGUUUGGUGACUCGUUUGUCGAUGUGGGUAACAAUGACUACAUCCUCACCGUCGCCAAAGCCAACUUCCCUCCAUACGGCAGGGACUUCAAAAACCAUGUUGCUACAGGGAGGUUUGGAAACGGGAAACUGCUUAGCGAUAUCAUAGGUGAAAAGGUGGGGUUUACUGGCUCUCCCCCGGCGUAUCUCAGCAUUCGUUCAUCAGGGCACAACCUAAUAACCGGAGCCAACUUCGCAUCAGCUGGAUCGGGCUCUUAUGAUCCCACGUCACUUGUGCUUAAAGUCAUCCCGCUAUCCCAACAAUUGGAAUACUUCAAAGAGUACAAAUCCAAGCUAGCAGUGGUGACCGGCAAAAGUCAGUCUCAGUCAAUCAUCUCUGGCGCACUCUACAUUAUCAGUUCUGGCUCAAAUGAUUUGGCCCUGAACUACUACAUCAACCCCUUGCUCUUCAAGACAUUGACUAUUGACCAGUACGCUGAUUUGAUAGUCAGCAUCUUGAGCAACACUGUCACGCAACUUCAUGGCAUGGGAGCAAGGCGCAUCGGUGUGUUUUCCUUGCCACCGUUAGGCUGUUUUCCAGCCGCGAUCACGGUGUUCGGCCUUCGGAAGAGCGGGUGUGUCUCAAGGAUCAAUCGCGGGGUUCAGAUAUACAACAAAAAGUUGAACAUCGCUGUCAAUACAUUGUCAAGGCAAUACCAUGACCUCAAGAUUGCGGUUCUUGACACCUACAAGCCUCUAUACAACAUUGUAAACUCUCCUAGAUCACAAGGGUUUUUCGAGGCAAGGCGGUCAUGCUGCGGAACAGGUAUAAUUGAGACAUCGGUGUUCCUCUGCAAUCCCUUGUCGAUUGGGACUUGCCCGAACGCAACAUCAUAUGUAUUCUGGGACUCCGCCCACCCUUCAGAGAAGACAAACCAACUGAUAGUAGACUCAUUUCUCCCCGAGCUUGGCAGCCUGGUUGCUCAAAUCUAG